Phycomyces blakesleeanus NRRL 1555(-) is the source of this 996-nucleotide messenger RNA. RefSeq lists its product as hypothetical. The transcript is spliced from 5 exons. Bases 1 to 996 code for a protein of 331 amino acids. The record is from RefSeq and is a predicted model, not a curated record. NCBI's taxonomy places the organism in Eukaryota, Fungi, Mucoromycota, Mucoromycetes, Mucorales, Phycomycetaceae.
AUGCAAUGGGUAAAUAACAAGAAUAACUCGAGCUGUACAUAUGUUUCUGAAGAACAUUUUGACAACAUGAAAGUAAAUAGUAUUGACAGUGACAAUGAUAAUGAUUAUAAUUACGAAAACGAAGGCGAAGGCAAAUAUGAAGACGAAAAUGAAGAACAAAACAUUGAAUUUGAUCAAGAAGUUGACUUAUCUUUGUUCCAAGAAGAGUCCAUCUUUACUGCCAAAGAUACAAUUACAGAAGCAUUUAUGGUUGAUGGCGAUGAGAUUGAAGAAGGCAAUACUGGAUUUGAUUUUGAACAAGAAGAAAACUUUGAUGAGACCAGUGGGACCUCAAUAGUAGAAUUAGUUCGUCCUUUGUCUUUUGAUAACAUGCCCUUGUAUAUCCACUUUGUUGCAGUAUUUAUUGUCAUAUUUCACUUGAUCUUUUUGGUGGAAAGUGGUGGAUCGAUUCUUAUUGAAUUUUGUAAUACUCUACUGUCUCUCUGUGAUAUGUCUGGCGCCCUUCCACUGACGAUCAAUAGCUUGAAGCAUAAGACAGGAUUUAACAUGGCAACAGACGGAAUGACAGUAUACAUUGCAUGCUCACAAUGUCAUUCGAUUUAUCCUCCGGAAACAAAAAAAGAAAACGGCACUUGGUGGUCAGAGCUUCACCGGUUAUCUUACUUUGACCCAGUCUGCUUUACAGUUAUAGACCCGAUGCAUAACCUCUAUCUUGGAACUGCAAAGCAAAUGAUUCAGAUAUGGCACGAGUGUAACUACAUCAAUGAAAAGAAUCAGUUAACUAUGCAAGAGCUUGCUAAUGGUAUUGUUGUACCUUGUGGAUAUGUGCAUAUAACAAAGAAGAUUGCCGAUGGGUUUUCAUUCAUGAAAGCUGACGAGUGGAAGUCGUGGUGCGUCAUAUACUCUCCAUUUGUUUUGAAGCAUGUGCUCCCAGCCAAGAAUCUCAAAAACUGGAUUUUUUUGUUGACGCAUGCUGCUUACUCACAAAACCUUUGA